This is a messenger RNA of Lampris incognitus (smalleye Pacific opah), 2579 nucleotides long. RefSeq names its product ceramide transfer protein. Bases 563 to 2437 code for a protein of 624 amino acids. Gene Ontology annotation, molecular function: phosphatidylinositol-4-phosphate binding. Gene Ontology annotation, biological process: ER to Golgi ceramide transport. Gene Ontology annotation, cellular component: Golgi apparatus. The record is from RefSeq and is a predicted model, not a curated record. NCBI's taxonomy places the organism in Eukaryota, Metazoa, Chordata, Actinopteri, Lampriformes, Lampridae. The transcript has 18 exons.
UCGCUACGCUAGCCCAGCCGCGCUGGUGUCCUGCUCUCGCCGCUCUCGGCUCGCCGCUGGGGGCUGAGUGUUUACGGAAAGCGUCGUUUUCUGCCCACUUUCCGUCUUUCGUGUUCUGCCGACUCUUCUGCUCAGCAGGCUGCAGGUGAUUUAAGCAAGGGGAAACAUGUUACAGCCGCACGUUUCUUAAAUCAGCUAACGAUAGCUGCGUCGUUUGACAGCUAACGCUAACUAGCGCCAUUAGCAUUCGCCAUCAGUUUCAAAACAAAACCCCCCAGAUCGAGAAGUUUGGCCUCAUCUGGGCACCCGAAGAAGUCGCGAGGUCGCAGAUAAUAAUACUACUAAUAAUAAAGGAUAAUAAUAAUAAGGCGGACUUGAUUGAGCGGCCAGAGGUAGUCAGUAAUAAGUGCUGUCCACCCAAUGUUUUGACAAGACACUUGGCUAAAGCGACGUAGGCGAUCAGCGGUUUUGCACGCGUCACGUAGCCCCGACAGCUGACCGCUUUAUUGAUUGGAGCUUACUGGAGUUUGCUUACCAGCCUUUUCCUCCGAGUUAACGCAACAUGUCGGAGAAGAGUUCUUCGUCGGGGUCCGAUGAGGAUGUAGACCCGGAAUCCGGGCAGCCUGUCGAGCUCGGGGGUGUUCUCAGUAAGUGGACUAACUACAUACAUGGAUGGCAGGACCGGUGGGUUGUAUUGAAGAACAACACUUUGAGCUAUUACAAGUCAGAGGAUGAAAGGGAGUAUGGCUGCAGGGGCUCUCUCUGCCUUAGCAAGGCUGUCAUCACUCCUCAUGAGUUUGACGAGUGUCGUUUUGACGUCAGUGUGAAUGACAGCGUUUGGUACCUCCGAGCUGAAGACCCUGAGCACAGACUCCAGUGGAUUGAGUCCAUCGAGCUCCACAAGCAGGCUGAGUCGGGGUAUGGUUCAGAGACCAGUCUGAGGCGUCAUGGUUCCAUGUUGUCCCUCACCUCAGCUGCCAGUGCCUUGUCUGCCACAUCCACAUCUUCCUUCAAGAAGGGCCACAGCUUGCGUGAGAAGCUGGCUGAGAUGGAGACCUUCCGGGACAUUUUGUGCAGACAAGUGGACACACUGCAGAAAUACUUUGACUCUUGUGCUGAUGCCGUUUCCAAGGAUGAGUUCCAGAGAGACAGAGUAGUGGAGGAGGAUGAAGAUGACUUCCCUAGCACCACACGGCCUGACAGUGACUAUCUUCACAACAACAACGGCAGCAAGGAGAAAUUAUUUCCCCCUGCCAGUCCCAAAGGUGUCAAUGGUAUUGACUUCAAGGGUGAAGCUAUUACUUUCAAGGCCACCACAGCCGGCAUCCUGUCAACCCUGUCCCACUGCAUCGAGCUGAUGGUCAAACGAGAGGACAGCUGGCAGAAGAGACUGGACAAGGAGCUGGAGAAGAGGAGAAGGGUAGAGGAUGCAUACAAGUCUGCAAUGAAUGAACUGAAGAAGAAGUCUCACUACGGGGGCCCAGACUACGAGGAGGGGCCCAACAGUCUCAUCAAUGAGGAUGAGUUCUUCGAUGCUGUGGAAGCGGCUCUGGACAGACAGGACAAGAUCGAGGAGCAGUGCCAGUCAGAGAAGGUGAGACUACCUCGUCUCACUCCUGUUCCCCCUGGAGAUGCCUACUCCACCAUUGGUACACACCGAUUUGCCUCUAAGCCCCAUAGCCAUUCCUCCUCCCUGUCCUCCGUUGAGCUAGUCAGUGCUUCAGAUGACAUUCACAGAUUCAGCAUCCAGGUGGAGGAGAUGGUGCAGAGUCAUAUGACCUACUCCCUUCAGGACAUGGGAGGAGAUGCCAACUGGCAGCUGGUGAUAGAGGAGGGAGAGAUGAAGGUGUACAGGAGAGAAGUGGAGGAAAAUGGUAUUGUCCUGGACCCACUCAAAGCCACACAUGCUGUUAAAGGUGUGACAGGACAUGAGGUCUGCCACUACUUCUGGGAUACAGCUGUCCGGAUGGACUGGGAAACCACCAUCGAAAACUUCAAUGUUGUGGAAACGCUCUCAGAUAAUGCUAUCAUUGUGUACCAGACACACAAGAGAGUGUGGCCUGCGUCUCAGAGAGAUGUCCUGUACUUGUCAGCCAUCAGAAAGAUCCUAGCCACCAAUGAGAAUGACCCUGACACAUGGCUGGUCUGUAACUUCUCUGUUGACCAUGACAACGCCCCUCCCACCAACCGGUGUGUUCGUGCCAAAAUCAAUGUGGCGAUGAUCUGUCAGACCCUGGUCAGCCCACCAGAGGGAGAUAAGGAAAUCAGCAGAGACAAUAUCCUCUGUAAGAUCACUUACGUUGCCAACGUGAACCCAGGAGGCUGGGCCCCGGCCUCGGUUCUCAGAGCUGUGGCCAAGAGGGAAUACCCCAAGUUCCUUAAGCGCUUCACCUCCUAUGUCCAGGAGAAAACUGCUGGGAAACCCAUCCUCUUCUAACAGGACCCCCCCCCCCCGUUCUCCAGAAGAAGGGGAUUCUCCAUUGGGGAGGCUAUAUUUCUCAACAUCAGACAAGCUACCACCAAGUACAUGAACCAUUGACCUGUCAGAAUGUCUAUUCAAACUACAUUACCCAGGAUCC